GCCCCUUGUAUCUGCGCAUGCGUCAGUAUGAACCGCUUCUGUAAUUUUAUAGGUGUUGUGUAAAUGAAACUACAGAAUUAUACAGUUAACGUUCACAUUAAGACCAGACGUCUCUUAGGUAACAUGUUCGGUUGUGUGGUGGUCGGCGUUGGCGUAGCGGGCAAGGUCAGGAUCCGAGACCUUCUCACACCACUGGCUUCCAGCACUGCGGAAAUCUUCACUCUUAAGGGCUUGGUGUCCAGGAGGAUGCUGGAGGAGGUGCAGGGAGUCCGACAGAUGCCUCUGGAGGAGGCGCUGACCCGCAGUGACGUUCAGGUGGCCUUCAUCUGCACAGAAAACACCAGCCAUGAAGACUACAUCAGGCAGUUUCUUGAAGCAGGGAAACACGUGUGUGUGGAAUAUCCCAUGGCGCUCAGCUACAACGCCGCCGCUGAACUCAUGGACCAGGCACAAAGGAAGGGUUUAAUCCUGCACGAGGAGCACAUCGAGCUCUUCACUCCUGCCUUCAAGCAGCUGAAGAAAGAUGUAGCUGGAAAGCAGCUGGAAGAAGGAAGCCUGCAUUUCACAGGAGGUCCACUAAAGAGUGGGUUCGGGUUCCUCACGUUCAGCGGCAUCCCACGACUUACCUGGCUGGUGGAGCUUUUUGGAGAGCUCAGCUUUAAAGCAGCGACAAUGGACGAACAGCCGGAGAAGAAACACUCAAAGAUGACGGUCCAACUGUUAACUAAAGACCAGAAACCCGUGACCUGGACAGAGGAACGUGCCGAAGGCUUGAGCCGCGGCAAACACAUCCACCUGCGCUUCAGCACCUGCACCAUGACUGAGCUUCCGGUAGGCGUCCAGGAGCCCGUGGGAUUGUUCAUGCAGGACACGGUGCUGUUCGGGAGCAAGCUGCAGGGCUCCGUGCCACCAGAACAACUCCAAACAGAGAUGAGUCGAAUCCUUCACUGCUUCAAGCUGGCUGAGGAGAUCAGAAGACACUGCCAGGACACGAAGGCCUGAAAUAACUUACAACAGAGAGAGAAAGGGAAAGGGGCGGGGCCAGGACUGUACAUGAACCCAUAGAUCUGAAUCAGGGAUUCCAUCUCGUAGCUUUUAUACACGCUAUGAAUUCAUGCCGAGGUCAUAAAUUUAAAGCACAUCUUGGCUGGAACAGUGCGUCCAGGCGACGUGACGUGACGUAGGUUCAGUUUUUAGCGUGGCCUAAGCAGCCUUGUGACCUCUUAAGAUAUUUAAACAAAAAUAAAUAGAAUAAAUGCAUGUCUAAAGUGCAUUAUAUUACUGUUUUUAGACCUACGCUACAUAGUGAACCUUAUUAUUAUUAUUAUUAUUAUUAUUAUUAUUAGGAUAACAGCAUAAUGUUUAAAUUUCACACACACACACAAGUCAGCACACAGUAUCAUGAUCCUGUAUUUAGGUUAAGAACAUAACAUAUAACAUAAUAUCUGUCUAGCUAUAAUACAAAAUAUACAAUAUUUAUACAUAUCGUUUAGAUUUAGCCUCAUUUUGUGAUUUUCUACCCUUUUUUUUUUUUUUUUUUUUUGACAUAUUGUCCAGUCUUGCACAAAUGAUAACACAGUAAAAUAAAAAAAAAAAUUCAAGAAGCCGUGGACCUGUGGAAUAAACAGACUGAAACCUGUGAGACCCUGAAGCUCACGGCCAGAAAAGCGUACAGAACGUAUAUCAGGUAUGAUAACAUGAUGACUCGGUUGGAGAAGUAAGACUGAACUUCCUGUUUAAGAUGACUCUAUUUUAAGACAAAUAAUCAGCUAGGCCACAUGAGCUGAGACCCUCUUCAAAAAUACUGUUCAUGAACCCAGUAUAAGAACGCAAACUAUCUAUAAACAAGAAGAAAUUUACGAUAAUGUCUUAAAACGAACAGACCGGGCUUCGUAAAAGGACGUCAGUAACUUCGUUACGGUUGAAUAGAAAGACAAAGAAGGAGGAGGAACUGAUGGAUGGAAACUUUUGAAGUACGUCUGAACAUCGGAUUCAAUU
This is a messenger RNA of Tachysurus vachellii, 1998 nucleotides long. RefSeq names its product biliverdin reductase A (gene blvra). The transcript is spliced from 7 exons. Gene Ontology annotation, molecular function: biliverdin reductase [NAD(P)H] activity; zinc ion binding; nucleotide binding. NCBI's taxonomy places the organism in Eukaryota, Metazoa, Chordata, Actinopteri, Siluriformes, Bagridae. Bases 64 to 1002 code for a protein of 312 amino acids. Gene Ontology annotation, biological process: heme catabolic process. The record is from RefSeq and is a predicted model, not a curated record.